Phragmites australis (common reed) is the source of this 3099-nucleotide messenger RNA. RefSeq lists its product as uncharacterized. NCBI's taxonomy places the organism in Eukaryota, Viridiplantae, Streptophyta, Magnoliopsida, Poales, Poaceae. The transcript has 3 exons. Bases 730 to 2610 code for a protein of 626 amino acids. The record is from RefSeq and is a predicted model, not a curated record.
UUCAGAUGAUCCAUUUCCUCUUCCGUCUCGACGCCUCCCUCCACCGAACGAGAUCCCCUGACUUCACCUCCCUCCACUUUCUCGCCCCGCUCGAUUUCCCUCUCGCUUUCCCCUCCCUUCCCCUCCAAGCAUCAAGCACGUCGCCGCCUCGGCGCCUCCGCCCCCGCGCGUCCUUCCCAGGUCGGUCGGUCUCUUCCCGCCCAUCCCGACGCCACGCGUUGUUGUCCUUCCUCUGGCGGCUGUUUGGCCCCUCUCGACCCUAGCUUGUCCCAGCCUCCGUGGACCGGUGCGGCCUGUGCGGAACGCUUAAAUGAUUUGAGAAUCACCAGUGGAUUCUUUCUGCGUUCCCGGUAGGAGUUUGCAGGGUGAACUUGCUGAAUUCUAUAUCAACAGCAUGCCUUGUCUUGCAGAAUAGACAGGAUAUUACUGUUUUGUUACUCACUAAUAUGCAAUUCAUUGAUCUGGUCAGAUGAAAGCAGUGUCAGUUGCUUCUGAGUGUAGUCCUACUGCUGCUUUAUAAAUAAAUAGUGUUUCUCUUCAUAGUGUGCUAACAAAUGGAUCGUCGUGAUACUUCUGGAUUUGUUAGUGGAGGAUGCAAGGAGACAAAGGGGCUACUAACAAGCUUAGAUUUCUACUAAUAUUUCACUGUGUUAUGUAACUUGGCCGUGACACUAACUGUACUCCAUAAACACUGGUUGAAUUUCAUGGUAUUCUUGACCCCCAAGAGCAAUGGAUCAUACGCAUGAACACUCAGGGUUUACUGGAAAAUCUUGGAACCCAAAUAGACUUGGAAACUGGAACCCUGUUCGACCAGUAGUCAUGCAACCAAGAGCUUGUUCUACACAAGUUGACGUGCUUGCCCAAGACAGCACGUAUUUUAUGUCAAGAGGGAUCAAGCGGAAGUGGGUUGACUUAUCACUUGGCUUAGGUAGCUCUUCAAGCUCCUCUGACUCCAGCAAGCACAGCAUGGGCACAUGCUGCACCUUAUCUUCUUCUGCAAAGCAUAGGGAUGAUGAAUCAUCUAUUGACUUAGGCCUAAACUUUCAGUCCAUUCUGUGUAAUGAAGGCACUUCAAAACUGGGCACGGAUGCUUGUAAUGCUAAGAGAGCUUUGGAGAAGCAGCCUGUGAUGGAUCUUAACUUAUCUUUGAAUGUUGGACCAUCUGAAUCUUUUGUUACUGAUGUGAACCUUAAUAUGGCCGACCAAGAUCACACCAUAUUGCUGCAAUCAUGCAAUAUACCCUCGGUGGCAACAGUUGAUGAAGGAUCAACAUCUGCUCGCUGGAAAUCUGGUGGUAAGUUACUUCCUUACCUGUUACCAGAUAGCACAAACCAGUCUCAUGGUCUGGUUCCACUGCCACCAACGAUACAAAUGCCGAAAAGUCCAAUAACCUGUGCUUCUUGGGUUGUCAGCCCACAACAGCUCUGUACUAGCACAAAAAUUUGUUCACAACCAGGAUGCUUUAAAGGUGCCCGGGGUUCUUCUGGGCGCUGCAUUGCACAUGGUGGGGGCAAAAGGUGCCAGAGAGAGGAUUGCAAGAGAGGCGCUGAGGGGAAAACCAUCUUCUGUAAAGCUCAUGGAGGGGGUAGGCGAUGUGAGCAUUUUGGAUGCACAAAGAGUGCUGAGGGUCGCACCAAUUUCUGCAUAGCUCAUGGGGGUGGCCACCGUUGCAGCCAUGAAGGGUGCAAAAAAGCAGCAAGAGGAAAAUCUGGCCUUUGUAUUAAGCAUGGUGGGGGAAAGAGAUGCCAAAAGGAGAACUGUACAAAGAGUGCGGAGGGUCAGUCUGACUUUUGCAUUGCUCAUGGAGGUGGUCGGCGCUGCAAACAUGAAGGAUGCAAAAAAGGUGCUCAAGGCAGCACUACUUUCUGUAAAUCUCAUGGAGGUGGCAAGAGAUGCACACAUCCAAAUUGCAGCAAGGGUGCAGAGGGAAGCACACUCUUCUGCAAGGGCCAUGGAGGAGGGAAACGCUGUUCAGCUGAAGGCUGCCCAAAGAGUGUCCAUGGUGGCACCCAGUUCUGUGUUGCCCAUGGAGGCGGGAAGCGAUGUGCGGUAGCAGGAUGCUCCAAGAGUGCUAGGGGACGGACAGACUGUUGUGUUCGUCAUGGUGGGGGCAAACGAUGCCAAUUUGCUGGCUGCAGCAAGAGUGCUCAGGGGAGAACUGACUUUUGCAAGGCUCAUGGGGGAGGUAAGCGUUGCUUAUGGGGCCAACCAGGAUAUGACCUUGGAGCUGGCAGUGCUCCUUGUGAGCGCUUUUCAAGGGGCAAGAAUGGACUGUGUGACGCACACAAUGCUCUGGUGGAAGACAAUCGAGUCCGUGGUGGCCAGACACUUGGUGCUAUUGGCUCACCAGUAUCAGUCGUAAACAACGUUGUUAAUCAUGGGGCCCUUUCUAGAACUACUGAAAGUGGGGCAUUCAACUCUUUCAAUUUCAGUGAAAGGACCAGCAAUGUAUUGCAUCCUGCAGAGGCUCUUCCUCACGUGCCAAUCUCUGCUCCAGAGGGGAGGGUGCGUGGUGGUAAUAUUGUGGCUAUGCUUGCUGAUGGUAUUACUCUCGGAAAGCAAUUACAUUACAAUGUGGAGGCUAGCACCUCCACUCACAAUUGGUUAUAGCACAUAAAAGCACCAAAAUCCCUGUUCACUUGGUUUGCUUCAUCUCAACUGGCAGUGUAUUAGACCUGCUGUGUAUUUCGGAGGUAUGUGUCCUGAUAAGUUUAGCAUUUCUAUGUUAUAGGGACUUUCCGUGCUUCUGUUGUAACCUUCUUGUGUGAUAAAUAAAAGGGGGAAGUAAACUAGUAGAGUAAUGGAUAUUAGCACCCAAGUGUGAAACUAAUGUAGUUGCUAGGAGAUGUAACAUAUGAUGUUCCAAACUUGUAUGUUCCAUGUUCUUUGUGAGUACAAGAUUAGCAUGGUGGUAAGUUCCUCACAGAGCAUGUGUGGAACUGUUUGAACUCUUCUAUAGCAUAUCUCAGACAUCUUUAGGCUGUUUUCUUAGCGUUGCUAUGUAUUUUGUUACACAUUUCUUGAUUAUUUCAUAACAGAUACCGACAACGACCUGGAUAAAGAGUUUUAUCUUCUGUCUAUUGAGGCAGGCAAUGGGCA